UCAGCGAGUGUCGUUGAGUAAACACAUGCGUUUAGUGAAUGUACGCGUACGGCGCGUGUGUGUGUUAAAUGUGCUAUUAGUAAAAUAAAAAGUGUAAAAAACUAUAUAAAACCUGUCUGUAUAUUAAAGUCAAUAUAAAUAAGUUAUCUUGAAGGUGAUUACAAGAAAAAUGUUAACACAAACUUUCUUUUAAUGUCGUUAGAGAGAAUACCAUGAUUGCUUAAACGAGCGUGAAUAAAUAGUGAUUAAGAAAGAGUGAUUGAAAAAAUUAUUUUGCCAACAUAACGGAAUUAACGGCGAAUUGUAUUAAGACGCCCAGCGCUUCUAUUCAUCAAAAUAUAUUUAUGACUAAAAUGAUUCCGCCGGUACCCACUUCAGCCGUGAUGUUGCCAACGCCCAAGCAAAAGAUCGGCUUUAGCAUUGAGUCGAUCGUUGGCAAUGAUGCUAAUUCAGCUAAUACCGUCGGCAGCAGUAAUGCUGCUAUGAUUAAUGAUUCCCUAAAUACUUCGGAGGAUCAGAAUUCCGCGAACAGUACCAGUAACGGACCCACCUCACCGCCCCAAACUCCCCCUUAUAAUUUGCCAAGUUUGACUGCAUUAAAUCAUCAUCAUCAUCUGUUACCGGUACCGCAGGCCGGUUAUAUGGCCGCUCAUCAUCUGUCGUUGGCCCAACAGCAAGCUUUACAUCAUCAUAUUUUGAUGCAACAGCAGCAGCAACAGCAACAACAACCGCAACAGCAUCAGCAAACAAAUCCUCCAAAACCAGACAUUACGGACAUUAUACAACGUUUACAUAAUUCAGCGGCGGCGGCAGUUCAUUUGAACUCUGCCGCCAAUAGCCCGUAUAGUCCACCGCCUCAAACACGUCUUUCACCAGACUCGAUAUCAAAUAAUACCCAACAAUCCCAGCUAUAUCACCAUCAAUCGCUGAACAACAGCUUAAAACGCGAACGUUCUCCGAUACCGCAACAGUUGGAGAAUGCUCAAAAUCCCGCUCAUCGCCAUCAACCGCCCCAUACACCUCCAAAAUCAGUAUCACCGCAAUCUUCGCAACCAUCGACUCCACCAGCUUCAGCGCAGCCUAAUUCAAGUGUAACUGGCAGUCCUAGUUUGGCACAGCACUACGGCAAGCCAAGUCCAGCUUCUGCUACUUUAAGCAGCCACGGAAGUGUGCCGAUUUUAGUACCGGGAUUACCGCCCGCGAAUAUAGUAAGACCAUUUCCUAUGGGUCCUGGAGGACCCCCACCUCCACCACCACCCCCGCAACAAGGCAUGCCCGACAUCAAGGCUUUGCCACCCUACAUAAAUACCCCGCCAGAAUUGCCACCGCAUCAGCAUAAUCCUCAUUUAAUAGCUGCGGCCCAAUUUCAAAUGGCAGCCGCUUUGCAGGCGGGGCAUGUCUUAGGACCUGCAGCUGCAGCUGCCGCCGCUGCUGGCCUGCCUCCGCAUGCUGGACCCUUUAUGCCCGGACCCGGACUCCCGCGUGACAGUUAUCCCCUCUAUCCUUGGCUACUUAGCCGUCACGGAAGAAUAUUUCCCCACCGUUUUCCAGGCAAUUUUCUAUUGCAACCCUUCCGUAAACCUAAACGUAUACGUACGGCUUUCUCACCCUCUCAACUAUUAAAACUCGAGCACGCUUUCGAAAGUAAUCAGUAUGUAGUGGGAGCUGAACGUAAAGCUUUGGCUCAGUCUCUGAAUCUUUCCGAAACCCAGGUAAAAGUGUGGUUCCAAAAUCGUCGAACCAAACAUAAACGUAUGCAGCAGGAAGACGAGAAAGGCGGCAAUCCUUCCGAGCGCAAUUCUCAAAAUACCAGCUGUGACGAAGACGAUGACGAGCUAAUCGAUAUGGAAAUGGAUGAUUGUCCUAGCGACGAUGAACAUGAAUUAGAAGCGACAAAUCACUAGCUAGAAUAUAACGGCAGAAGGGACAACACAUAACCUCAUUCUGUAUAAUUAUGUAAAUA
Messenger RNA from Glossina fuscipes, 1963 nucleotides. RefSeq names its product homeotic protein empty spiracles (gene ems). The transcript is spliced from 2 exons. NCBI's taxonomy places the organism in Eukaryota, Metazoa, Arthropoda, Insecta, Diptera, Glossinidae. The record is from RefSeq and is a predicted model, not a curated record. Gene Ontology annotation, molecular function: DNA binding; DNA-binding transcription factor activity, RNA polymerase II-specific. The coding region runs from base 345 to 1904 and encodes 519 amino acids. Gene Ontology annotation, biological process: brain development; neuron differentiation; central nervous system development.